GUCUGAGAGAGUCUGAAGUGGUGUGAGAAACAGAGAGCAGCAGGGAAGCGCCGAGAUUCAAAUUCCGAAGUCAGAGAUCAAGCAGAGCGAAGAGAAUGUCGUCUUGGAGAGGAAAGCGAAAGGACGAGGAGGACCACGCGUCCGACGGCGACUCUGAGGGCCACGCGCCCCCCAAAAAGACCGCCAAAAGAGACUCCGACGACGACUCAGCCGAGGACAUCGUCGUCUGCGAGAUAUCAAAGAACAGGAGGGUGACGGUCAGGAACUGGAACGGCAAGGUUAUUGUCGACAUUCGCGAGUUCUAUGUCAAGGAUGGCAAGCAACUGCCUGGAAAGAAAGGAAUCUCACUACCGAUGGAUCAGUGGAAUGUUCUUCGGAGUCAUGUGGACGAGAUUGACAAGGUUGUUAACGAGACUGGUUAGAAAUAUCUUUUGUGCUUUAACUAGAAAGUAUGUGAGCCUGAGCCUGCAAGGUAAUUUUGUUUAGGCUGUCAACACAUUAACCAUGUGUGAUGCUUUUGUAUCUAUCUAGAAUUGAUAACUGUAUUGAGGUCAAUGACAUUAUGCUUGGAAUUGGACUUGAACAAUGCAAGUACUUGAUCAACUAUCUAUAAGUAUUAGGUUUGCCUA
Messenger RNA from Rosa chinensis, 629 nucleotides. Its product is annotated as RNA polymerase II transcriptional coactivator KIWI. Gene Ontology annotation, cellular component: transcription regulator complex; nucleus. The transcript has 4 exons. Gene Ontology annotation, biological process: positive regulation of transcription initiation by RNA polymerase II. Bases 96 to 422 code for a protein of 108 amino acids. Gene Ontology annotation, molecular function: DNA binding; transcription coactivator activity. The record is from RefSeq and is a predicted model, not a curated record. NCBI's taxonomy places the organism in Eukaryota, Viridiplantae, Streptophyta, Magnoliopsida, Rosales, Rosaceae.